This is a messenger RNA of Calypte anna (Anna's hummingbird), 1089 nucleotides long. RefSeq names its product neuronal differentiation 1 (gene NEUROD1). The record is from RefSeq and is a predicted model, not a curated record. NCBI's taxonomy places the organism in Eukaryota, Metazoa, Chordata, Aves, Apodiformes, Trochilidae. Gene Ontology annotation, biological process: regulation of DNA-templated transcription; nervous system development. The transcript has a single exon. Bases 1 to 1089 code for a protein of 362 amino acids. Gene Ontology annotation, molecular function: protein dimerization activity.
AUGACCAAGUCCUACAGCGAGAGCGGGCUGAUGGGCGAGCACCAGCCCCAGGGGCCCCCGAGCUGGACGGACGAGUGCCUCAGCUCCCAGGACGAGGAGCACGAGGUGGACAAGAAGGAGGAGGACCUGGAGGGUCUGCACGCCGAGGCUGAGGAGGACUCGCUGCGGAACGGCGAGGAAGAGGACGAGGAGGACGACUUGGACGAGGAAGAGGAAGAAGAGGAGGAGGAGGACGACGACGACCAGAAGCCCAAGCGGCGGGGCCCCAAGAAGAAGAAGAUGACCAAAGCGCGCAUGGAGCGAUUCAAGCUGCGGCGCAUGAAGGCCAACGCCCGGGAGCGCAACCGCAUGCACGGCCUGAACGCGGCCCUGGACAACCUGCGGAAAGUGGUGCCCUGCUACUCCAAGACGCAGAAGCUCUCCAAGAUCGAGACCCUGCGCCUGGCCAAGAACUACAUUUGGGCGCUGUCCGAGAUCCUACGCUCGGGCAAGAGCCCCGACCUGGUGUCCUUCGUGCAGACCCUCUGCAAGGGCCUGUCGCAGCCCACCACUAACUUGGUGGCAGGCUGCCUGCAGCUCAACCCGCGGACCUUCCUGCCGGAGCAGAGCCCGGAGGUGCCGCCCCACGUGGCGGCGGGGGCGGCGGGCGGUCCCUUCCCGGCUCACCCUUACCCCUACCAGUCGCCGGGGCUCCCUAGCCCGCCCUACGGCACCAUGGACAGCUCCCACCUCUUCCACCUCAAGCCGCCGCACGCCUACGGCGCCGCGCUCGAACCCUUCUUCGAGAGCGGCCUGGCGGAGGGCGCCGGCCCCGCCUUCGACGGGCCGCUCAGCCCGCCCCUCAGCGUCAACGGCAACUUCGCCUUCAAGCACGAGCCGCCCGCCGACUUCGACAAGGGCUACGCCUUCACCAUGCACUACCCCGCCGCCGCCGCCGCCGCGCUGGCCACCGCCCCCGCCCACGCCGCCAUCUUCCCGGCUGCCGCCUCCCGCUGCGACAUCCCGGUCGACGGCCUGGCGCCCUACGAGGGUCACCCGCACCACGAGCGGGUCCUCAGCGCCCAGCUCAACGCCAUCUUCCACGACUGA